UCCUGGAUUUCAUUGCUCGAGUGAGAUCCAUCAGCGAAAUCUUCAAAGAAGAGAACAGUGACAAGUAUAGAAACUUCCUAGCACUUACUCGGGUUUCUUUUUACAAGGCAAACAGUUGCUCACUUUCCUUUUUGUAUAUCUUCACUUCACUUCCUCCCUUUUUUUUAAUCUCCGUUUCCGCCCCUCCCAUGGCGGAUUCGCGUUGUUGAAAGGACUAUCUCUUUGUUUUUUUAAUACCCUUUUGUCAGAUUUCUGGGUUCACCUUUGUUUUUGUGUUCGUCGUUUUAAGCUUCACUUUCGCGGUUCGUUUGCCUUUUUUGCUUCUUUGUUGCUUUUUUUUACUGAGUCGAUGAUGCUUACUGAUAGAAUCUGAGAGACAGAGAGAGAAAAAAAAAGCAAUCGGGUAUGGAGGAAAGCGUUUUAUGUCCGAGAAAAUACACCGAGCACAAAAGUGUUACACGCAAGUUCAGAAAACCAGAGAAAAGAGCUUCCGAUCACGUCCGUACUCACGGCGGCGCUGUUGCUGAUGUCACGAGGGUCGUUCGGGUAUCAGUUAUGGACCAUGAUGCGACGGACUCUUCCAGCGACGAGGAAGCUGAGUUCUUUGGUAGUCGUCGGAGAGUGAAACGUUAUGUCAACGAGAUCAACAUAGAAGUUGUCGCCGGCGUCAGCGCUGUUUCUAACCGGAAAAGGAAGGCGGCGGAAGGUGUCGUCACGAACGGAUGUGGUGGGCGGAUUAAGGUUUGUUCGGUGAAAGGGAAUGGAAGGAAGUUCAGGGGAGUACGGCAAAGACCGUGGGGGAAAUGGGCGGCGGAGAUUAGAGAUCCCGCUCGACGUGUACGGCUGUGGUUGGGCACAUACGAUACCGCUGAAGAAGCAGCCAUGGUUUAUGAUAAUGCAGCGAUUAAACUCCGAGGACCCGACGCUUUGACCAACUUCGUUACUCCGCCUGCUAUGGAAGAAAACGAUGAAAACCCCGAAACCAUCAACGUCAGUUCGGUUUCCGGUUACGAGUCCGGCGACGAGUCAACUCACAAUCUUUCAUCCCCAACCUCGGUUCUCAACUUCCGAACUCAGUCAAAUGAAGAAACGCCGGUAGAACCGAAGAAACAAGCUCCCGAUUCCCAAGAAGAAGAGAGUAACCCGCCGCCGCCGCAAUCGGUUCUUAACGAAUGUCAAGGCGAAACCGAAACCAACUUCUCCGACAUUUCGGUGUUCGAUUUGCCGCUCGAUUUCCCUUCGGUCGACGAAAUUUUCCACGUGUCAGUGUCGGGGCUGUCGGUUUUCGAUAAUGCUGCGAUGGUUUUACCAGGCAGUACUGUUUUCAGUGAUGAUUUUGGCUGCUGCUCAUCGUCGUCGUCGUCGACUAUGUGUCAAGUAGAUGAUUAUUUUGCAGACAUCGAUGAUCUGUUCUUUUCAGAUCCUUUAGUGGCAUUAUGAAACAGAGGUCAUGUUGUCGCUCUUUUGCUUGUCGAUUUUCCGGCAGAUUUUGUAUCGGCGACGACAUAUAAAUGUCAGCAUGUUUUUUUUUGUCUUAACGUUGUUAAUGUUAGUUUCUCCGUUAAAAUAAACGGAGAGUUGAGUGGAGUUUUGCUGAUAUUUUUAUUUAAUUAUUAAGCUGUUGUGAAAGACUGUAUUUAUAGCUUUGAGGGUGAAAUAAAAUAUUAAAAACUUUUCUUAUUUAUUG
Molecule: messenger RNA, 1687 nt
Organism: Hibiscus syriacus
Lineage: Eukaryota; Viridiplantae; Streptophyta; Magnoliopsida; Malvales; Malvaceae
Product: ethylene-responsive transcription factor CRF4-like
Exons: 1
Coding region: 406-1440 (344 amino acids)
Biological process (GO): regulation of DNA-templated transcription
Molecular function (GO): DNA binding; DNA-binding transcription factor activity
Source: RefSeq, a predicted model, not a curated record